This is a messenger RNA of Corylus avellana, 1915 nucleotides long. RefSeq names its product Cystathionine beta-synthase (CBS) family protein (gene CBSX6). Lineage: Eukaryota; Viridiplantae; Streptophyta; Magnoliopsida; Fagales; Betulaceae. The record is from RefSeq and is a predicted model, not a curated record. Gene Ontology annotation, cellular component: cytoplasm; nucleus.
ACUAGACCAAAACUUUGACAGCCACCUUUCGUUCUCAUCCACAAUCUCCCCGUCCCCUUCUGGAUUUCUCUCUCCCAAUUCUCCAAGCUUCACGCACUUAGAGGCUUUGCGACGGAAUCGGGAGUCCCAGAGAGAGAGGGAAAGAGAGGCAGAUCUUUGUUUCAUGGGCCUUAACCUUAGGGACUUUGGUGGUAUUCUUCCUCCUAUUCUUGUUCUUUUUCUUAUUGAUCUUCUUCAUCAAUGGCCAAUGUUCUGAAUUUCAGGCUCAGAUUUUCCUUCAAUUUUUUCAUCCUUCAUAAACUACUACCCAUUACCGGCUUCCACCUUCUCCUCAUCUUUCUUCACUCCCUCUUAUAGCUCUUGCUUCCAUUGCCGGUUCUCCCGGUACCUUUUCCCUCUUCUCUCUCUCUGCUUGGUUCCUCAGAAAGUUACACACGCAGCAAGCAAACAAGGGAUUGAGAAUGGCAUCGGUGUUUCUGUAUCAUGUUGUGGGUGAUCUGACGGUGGGGAAGCCAGAGAUGGUGGAGUUCCUGGAGACGGAGACGGUGGAGUCGGCGAUACGUGCCAUCGGAGAGUCGACAGAAGGGGGGAUAGCGGUGUGGAAGAGGAAAUCACAGCAUGGGGCUGUGAUCGAGAAUUGGGAGAUGAGGCAGCAGAGGUUUGUGGGUAUUCUUAAUUCUCUUGACAUUGUUGCAUUCUUGGCAAGGAGUGAGUGUUUGGAGGAUCGGGACAAGGCCAUGAAGACACCGGUUUCCCAGGUUGUUUUGCCUAAUAAUUUCUUGUUGAGGCAGGUUGAUCCUGGGACAAGAUUGAUAGACGCACUGGAGAUGAUGAAGCAAGGUGUGAAGCGUCUUCUUGUUCCUAAAAGUCUGGGAUGGAAAGGCAUGAGCAAGCGAUUCUCAAUUCUCUACAAUGGUAAGUGGCUUAAGAACAUUGAUACCUCUGGGGGCAGCAGCAAUAACCUCAAUGCCAACAGCAAUCGGACUUCCUCUUCGACCACCAUCAUCCGUGAUAAGUUUUGCUGUCUGUCAAGAGAAGACGUCAUCCGUUUCAUUAUUGGUUGCCUUGGUGCUCUGGCUCCAGUCCCUCUCUCCUCCAUCUCCUCCCUUGGAGCCAUCAACCCAAACUACUACUCUAUUGAGGCCUCCUCGCCAGCCAUUGAAGCAACUCGAAAGCUCCCUGAAGACCCUACUGCAGUAGCCGUUGUGGAACACUCGCCAGAUGGUCGGUGUAAGAUCAUUGGAGAUAUCUCUGCAACCAAACUAUGGAAAUGCGAUUACUUAGCCGCAGCAUGGGCUUUAGCCAAUCUUUCAGCUGGACAAUUUGUGAUGGGAGUUGAAGAUGAUGUGACCUUAAGGUCAUUGCCUGAUUUCACUGUAAAUUCAGCAGUUGGCAAUAACAAUUUGGCCAAUGGAGGUGGUGGGUCAACAAGGCCAAAGAAAUUUAGUAGCAGGAGUAUUGGGUUCUUUAGCACGACUCCCAGCCCCACUUUUGGUGUUGGCAGGAGCAUGUAUAGGGGCAGAAGCGCGCCCUUGACUUGCAAGGUUACGAGUUCUUUGGCCGCCGUCAUGGCUCAGCUGUUGUCUCACAGGGCUACUCACGUUUGGGUGACUGAGGAUGAAAGUGAUGAUCUUUUGGUUGGGGUGGUGGGUUAUGCUGACAUUUUGGCUGCUGUGACUAAACAACCUGCUGCUGCACCUAUUCCUGCCAAUCGAUCUUUUGAGGCAUAUGGAAAUGAAAAUCAAACAUGAAUUCUUUAAUUUAUUAAUUUUUUUCCAAGUACUUUUGAAUGUUGUAUUUUAGCAAAAAUAUGCAUAAAAAAAAUAGGUUUGGGCUUGCGAGAUAUGUAUGUUUGUCGAAGUUUCUGUAUAAUUUUGUUGUGGUAAUGAAAUCAUUCAGUUGUAUUGCUAUGCUA